Messenger RNA from Aaosphaeria arxii CBS 175.79, 2975 nucleotides. RefSeq lists its product as uncharacterized. The record is from RefSeq and is a predicted model, not a curated record. The transcript has 2 exons. The coding region runs from base 200 to 2722 and encodes 840 amino acids. Gene Ontology annotation, biological process: protein desumoylation. Gene Ontology annotation, molecular function: deSUMOylase activity. Lineage: Eukaryota; Fungi; Ascomycota; Dothideomycetes; Pleosporales. Gene Ontology annotation, cellular component: nucleus.
AUGGUUGGUGGUAUCGAUUGCGCAAUCGGAGGUUACACAAUGGUCGGAGGUCGGAGCUCUUGGCGUCCCAACCUCCGACUUUGAGCUACAAGAGCUCUUCCCUUGACCUCACCUUCCAUCCUUCCUAUACAACAAACACACCCCACAUCAACGAGCAACAAACUGCCAACAACCAGCAACUUUGGCAAGAAAGCUCACGAUGUCUAAGCGCAGCCUUCCAGAGGCUUUCAUCCACGACGAUUACAGCAACAUGGCUGACGCUUCCUUUUCCUCUGCUUCGGCUCAUUUCCCCAACUCGCGCGCGCUCUCCCAGAUCGCACUCCCUGCGAUGCCUGGUCAAUGGGACACCAUCUACGUGCCAGAAAACUCACUCGAUGAGCUCUCCUCCAAUACCCUCUUCACUACAACUUCCAAGCUUGCACCGAUCGUCACCAACAUAGCUUCUCUCAUCACUGCCGCAGUGCGCAUUGUGAACAAAUACACCCGACGCCAGGUCAUCCAGGCCGUACCUGUAGUGCGCGAAGAUGGAUCCAGGAAGAAAGUCCUACUGGACGUAGGCACACUCGAUGAACCUCGCCGCUCCCCUCAGAGUAUAAUAAACAACACGAAGAGCCAGAAUGGCUGGACACCUACGCAGCGAUUCAGGCAGCAACCUGGCCUUUCCAGUCCCAUUACAACAAAUGACAUCACAAACAAUUACGCCACCGUAAACAACGCUAAUACUCUCAACACUUUCGACACUAUCAACACUCCUAACCGUGGUUGGAACCGAGGGAAUAAUUUCCCAAAUCCGUCACCCUCAAUAACUAGAUCUGCGCGCUCUGAUAAUAUCACUCCAGGAAGUAGCAGCCUGCAGUUUAACAACCACUCAGUCAUCGAUAACAUCGAUUUGAGCUUCGAAAAUUGCCUCCACAGCACCCCGCCGCCAUCACCUUCACCCAUUGGUCGCGCUGCACCAGCCCGCUUCACUAUCGAGCCUUCCGGCUCUCAACAAUUCUUGUCCCCAGCCGCAGGUCGAUUCAGUCUUAAUCGGCCACUUCAACACUCGCGCAUUCGCGACCUUGCAAGACCUGUUGCGAACCAUACAGAUCGCAACCGGCCUAAAUUUCUGCACUCGACACGCGAUACUCCCAUCCAGCAACCGAGCAAGAACAUAAGCUCUAACUUCGCAAAGUUCAUUGCUGGCUGCGAGUCGGAGGGAUUAGCCAUAACAGAAAACCUGGAAGCAGAACACUCAGCCAGCAAACAAGACAACCUUCAGUACCAUGUGGCCUUUGCCAGGGAGGACUCGCCAUUCAACGAGAUCGCCCAUAGAGAGAGCUCUCCAUUCGAUAAGGACGUUGGAGUAGAAGACUCGCAUCUCCAUGGGAUUGACGCUAGAGAAAGUUCUCCCUUCGAGGAGAACGUUGAAUUGGGAAAUCCGCUACCACAGAUUCAUGUUUCCGAAGCAACUUCGCCACUGCAUGAUGGUAUCGCUGGUGAAGGUACCACAAUCGCUGAGCAUGUGGCCCCUGAGAUCAAUUCAGUCGACUAUGACAUUGAAGAUGAAUUUGAUCCAUACACUCCAGACGGCUUAGGAAAACUCGGCGAAAUACAGAGCUUCCUCCAUUCCUCCUUCCUUUCUCCGAUUGCCGAAGAAGAAGAUGAUGAGCCGCAAGAAGAUGAUGAGCUGCCUGUUGCACCAGACUACGCAAAUGACUUGUCAUUCUUGCCUGAUGCGCCUGAACUACUACCAAAGAAGACUGUCCGAAUCCGUAGAUCUGGACGUUCCAAACCUUUCUUCAAGGACGAAGCUCCAUGCGACCUUCUUGACUCUUCCCUCGAGUACAUCGUCACCUCUCCUCACAAGCGUCCUGAUCUUUUCGGAGAGGCAGUCGAUGAGUCGGCAUUGUCUCUUGAAGUAAUCGAAGACUUUGAGAAGACAUUAGAACUCUCAGAACAAGAGCGAUCAUCAUCUCCAUUCGAUGAAAAUCCCCCACCGCUAGUGAGGCCCCUCAAUGAAUCACAGGAGUUGCAGCUCGCCGAGGCAGUGAGCAUGACCAAUGGCGGAUUGGACCAUAUCGAUUUAGCCGAUGGCAUUCUCACAACCCAUGAUUUCAAGACCUUGCUACCCACCCUCUUCAACGGCAAUCCCGUGGCCUGGGUGAAUGACAACAUUGUCAACGAAUACCUCAAACUUCUCACCGAUCAUGUGAAGGCGAAGGCUGGUUAUACACACAUCAAGAACGGCCCGGCCCCUCCUGUACACGCAUUCCCAUCGCAAUGGUACGUAACCAUCACUAAGUGCGCUAAGAACGUCGCGCGGUGGGCUGGACGUGUGCAACUCGGUGGCAAGCAGUUGCUCGAUGCAAAGUUACUCCUUAUUCCUAUCUGCGACAACGGCCAUUGGAGAUUGUUAUCAAUCAAGCCUCAAGACAGGACUAUCCAAUACAUCGACUCUCUGUUUAUGAGGCAAGACGAUUUUACCAAGAUGGCCAGAGAUUGGGUCAAGAACGAACUCGGUCCCCUUUACGUCGAGUCGGAAUGGCAGGUUCUCGACGAUCAUACCAGCGAACGCCAGAUGAAUGGCAGCGACUGUGGAGUGUUCGUUUGUUUGAAUGCACUCGCUCUGCUCCGCGAAGAGGGACUGUUCCGUGUCAUUCCUGACGAUGGCAUGGAUGCCGCUCGAAAGAGAAUCGCGGUCAGCUUGCUCAACAAAUCACUCACUGGCGAAAUGGAUUAGUCUCGCCACACAAAAUUCACUUUCGGAUGCCACCCAUCUUCCUAAUGGAUACUACGUUCCAAAGCAGCGUCCUAUGUCUUCAAAUGUUCGACAGGCAAGGAAAACGACGUAGACGUCUCUUUCACAACUUUUUCUUCCUUGUUUGUUUUCUUGUUUCGGUUUCUGUCUGUGUUUCUUUUUUCUUUCUCGUCUUCUAUAGGGGUCAGCCUCUGUAUCAUGAAUAACGGUGGUUUUUUGCCCUUCGGUUUCAAUU